This is a messenger RNA of Nelumbo nucifera (sacred lotus), 632 nucleotides long. RefSeq names its product protein NUCLEAR FUSION DEFECTIVE 6, mitochondrial. Gene Ontology annotation, cellular component: mitochondrion. The record is from RefSeq and is a predicted model, not a curated record. NCBI's taxonomy places the organism in Eukaryota, Viridiplantae, Streptophyta, Magnoliopsida, Proteales, Nelumbonaceae.
GCAACAACACGGUUCUUGCCUCUCGCCCUCCAAACUCGAAUUUAGGGUUACACCACAAGGUUGGAGCUUCUGUAACUUGUAGGCUGCAGGGCAGUGAGGGAGAAACAAAGAAAAGGAAGAUAGAAAAAAAAUGGCUAGUAGCUGUGCUAGACGAACUCUUCUAAGCUCCUCUGCAUCUGCAGCUACCAUUCUAAAUGGUUGCAGGUCAUCGUCAUCUUCACAUAUCGCUUCAGGGGCGACUAAGCUUGGGGGAUUCGCUUCAACAAGGCCCACUUCUGCUCGUCUUUCUCGACAUAAGCUUCCCUUAUUCUCCAGGCUUCCUGUGGAGUUAGGUUGUGCUCAGUCUUUGAUGCCAUUGCACAGUGUUACUGCUUCUGCAUUGCUCAAAUCAAUGCUUUCUUUAAAUGCUGGAAACUGGGGAUGGCUUUCUGAAGGAUUUGCAACGCCUCUAUAGCAGGGCUAGUUGUCCCAAGAUACAACUGAAGACAAUCCAAUCAUAAGGAGAUGCUUUCUGUUGUCAUGUGGAAUACCUUAUUUCAAUUUUCAGAGAGAUUUUGGGUCGAGUGCACCGGCAAUAAUUCUUGUUUCUGUUUCUGGAUUUUCUAAUUAAUACACUUAUUAUUUCAUCAUCC